Oncorhynchus kisutch (coho salmon) is the source of this 1630-nucleotide messenger RNA. RefSeq names its product ras-like protein family member 11B. The transcript has 3 exons. The record is from RefSeq and is a predicted model, not a curated record. NCBI's taxonomy places the organism in Eukaryota, Metazoa, Chordata, Actinopteri, Salmoniformes, Salmonidae. The coding region runs from base 155 to 898 and encodes 247 amino acids. Gene Ontology annotation, molecular function: GTP binding; GTPase activity.
UAGUGCACAGUAUUCACACAGUUGGUUCAAGUGAACAAUUGAGAAGUUGUUGUGUUUUAAACGAAUAUAAGCGAUUACUUUUGCUUCAUCAGAGACAUUAUUGAACAAUUUGGAUUUAGCAUCGUCUUGAAAACUGAACAAGGAAUUAGUCAAAAUGCGUCUGAUACAGAACAUGUCAACCAUCGCGGAGUUUGCGACCCCAGAGUGUCCGUCUAACCGGACCAUCAAAAUAGCGGUGAUUGGGGGCAGCGGAGUUGGCAAAACAGCUCUGGUAGUAAGAUUCCUGACAAGGCGCUUUAUUGGCGACUAUGAGAGAAACGCAGGAAACCUUUAUUCAAGAGAGGUCCAAGUGGACGGAGAGCAGGCAGCCAUCCAAGUCCAGGACACGCCGGGUGUUGAUGUGACAUGCAACGGCCUCAGCCUCCCUGAUCAUGUGAGCUGCUCCAUCCAAUGGGCAGAUGCUGUGGUGUUGGUCUACUCUGUGACAGACCGCCAUAGCUUCGACCUGAUUGGCCAGUUGCACCAGCUGGUGGCCCGCGCGGGCGGGGCCAACGUGCCUCCUGUCAUCCUGCUGGCCAAUAAGGCAGACCUGCUGCACAUGAGGCGGGUGGAUGCCGAACAGGGCCCCUUGCUGGCGGCGGCGCUGGGCUGCUCCUUCUACGAGGUGUCAGCCAGCGAGGACUACAGCCAGGUGCAUGGGGCCUUCCACAGGCUGUGCUGCCACAUGGCCAAGCAGCAGCCCCAAGCCUCCCUGUCCUCCCACACCACAACUGGAGCAGCAGAAAAGAAGGGACGCUCACCCCUCAUCCCCAGGCCCAAGUCCCCCAACAUGCAGGACCUGAAGAGGCGCUUCAAGCAGGCUCUGUCGGCUAAAGUCAGGACGGUCACCUCUGUGUGAGAAGUACUUGGCUUCGUCUACUACACAACAUGGUCCAGAGUGGCUACAGAAAAUACAUUGAAUGAGGAGAAAUGAGGACAGAAGAUUCCUGUCUCGUUUGAGGACUCAAUCCUGUAUGGAUAGAGCAGCCUGACCUGCGACGAGCAGCAGAGACAAAAUGGAGGCUCAAGUUUGACCUCUGACCGAGGUCACGACCUGUGGGGUGAAACUGUUCACUGAGUCUGCAGACGUCUGCUAUGAGGGACAGCAGCUGGGCGGUGUUGGUAUGUCAGUCCACCAGAAGGGACAGAGGAGCUGAAUGAAGCCCAGACACACUCCAGAUUGUGUGAACACUGACAUCAUCUCCUGGUAACAAAAGCCUUGACGGACACUGCAGAGUAUUUUUAGCUGGCGGCAAUUUACAGUUAAAAAAAACCUCAGGCUGCCACUGCAUGGCAAUGCUAAAAGACACUGACAUUGUCAGACAAGCCAUGCACUUGAGUCAGAGUGCGUUCACUGUUCAGUUUCUCAUCUGUCAAACUCCUGUUCCCCAGUGCAUUCCUUGUACAACAGCCAAAACCAUCAUUCUGCACAUCAUGGUAGUGAACUAUGAGUGGAAGGCAGGAUCACUGUGGGGCAGCAGGGUAUGGGGCUGGGUGGGAUGUUGUGGUUAUUUGUAAUGCACUUUAAGAAAACCAAAUGGUUAACUUAUUUGUCAUACUUUUGAAAAUAAAAUGAUUGCAUUCAUGAUGA